Molecule: messenger RNA, 1285 nt
Organism: Erigeron canadensis
Lineage: Eukaryota; Viridiplantae; Streptophyta; Magnoliopsida; Asterales; Asteraceae
Product: probable carboxylesterase 6
Exons: 1
Coding region: 44-1087 (347 amino acids)
Molecular function (GO): hydrolase activity
Source: RefSeq, a predicted model, not a curated record
UUCUAUAGUUCUCUCCAACUAUUUACAACAUCAUAUCAAGCCUAUGAUGAGAAAAAGAAUGGCCAUCAUAAGCUUAGAUGCAAAUUUGAGUCUUCCAACUGUAACAAAUAUACAUCAAAAUUCUAGAGUUUUGGUUGAAGAAAUUGCUGGCCUAAUUAAGGUUUACAAAGACGGACACGUAGAAAGACCCCAAGUCGUUCCACGUGUGACGUGCACAUUACCCCUCGAAUUUGGGGUAUCAUGCAAGGAUAUGGUAAUUGACAAGAUUACGAACGUUUGGGCGCGUUUUUAUGUCCCAAAAUGCGAUAGAAAGCUCCCUUUGCUUGCUUAUUUUCAUGGAGGGGGGUUUUGUGUUGGCUCGGCCGCAUGGAGUUGCUAUCAUGAAUUUCUUGCACUUUUAGCUAGUAAAGUUGGUUGUGUGAUCAUGUCAGUAGAUUAUCGUUUAGCCCCCGAGAAUCCUCUUCCAGCUGCCUAUGAAGACGGACAAAGGGCUCUUAUAUGGGUGAAACAACAAGCUCUAAAUGGAUCCAACAAAUUCUUGAAGCAAUGUGAUUUCUCCAAUGUGUUCAUUGCAGGCGACAGUGCAGGGGGCAAUAUAGCACAUCAUGUGACGUUAAGAUUGUGUGCCAAUCGGGCACAAAUAAAACCGUUAACCAUAAAAGGUAACAUUCUAAUCCAACCUUUCAUGGGUGGAGAAUCAAGAACAUCUUCAGAAACUCUCUUGGUCCAACCUCGGGGUUCUGCACUUAACUUGGUAACCUCGGACACAUAUUGGAGACUUUCCCUACCGAAGGGGGCAAACCGUGACCACCCGUGGUGCAACCUUGGAGCGAAAAGGUCAAUCAAGUUUGAUAAAACCACAUAUUUGCCCACCAUGGUAUGUGUAUCAGAAUUGGACAUUUUAAAAGAUAGGAAUAUGGAAUUUAGUGGGGUUUUGAGAAAUUCAGGAAUAGAAGUAGAGCAUGUGGUGUACAAAGGUGUUGGUCAUGCAUUCCAUAUUCUUGACAAAUCACAAGUUUCACAGAAGCAAACUCAAGAAAUGAUUUCUCAUAUUAAGACCUUCAUCAUAAAAAGGAAUAGUAGAUGACAUGGCAUCUUAAGAAUGCUAUUAAAUUACUAAUUAGGAUUAUUGUACAUAGUCUGUACGUAUUCUCUCAAGAACAUAUACAUGGUAUCUGUGUAUUUCUCAAUCUGUGCAUUUAUCAUUGUGCAUAUACAAUGUUAACAUGUAAAAUUAAAUCGAAACAUGUCCUAAUCAUAUAUCACAAAUUCACAAUAUAUUCAA